AUGGAGAAGCAUUCGAGAAGCCUCUUAGACAUGCUUGCCUGGGCGAGCAACACGAUUACUCUGGAAACGUACAGGAAUCGUUAUGUACAAGGACUAGAAUCAGUGAUGCAGCAGCUGCACGGAACAGUGGAACACACGCUCACCAAACUGUUCAGUUUCGGCAGACUGACACAGCGCAUGAUGCAGAUGUCCAGUGACCGCAGUGUAGUGUCAGUAAUUGAGCAACUAAUGGGAGAAAAGGUCUUCAAAGAAUCACUGCUAGCAUUACACGGCAGUACCGCACUGGGCGCUGUGAAAGCUACUGUUAUUGGAAUGAACGAUAAUAUGAUAGAGAUGGAGAUAUGCUAUCCGACGGCAACCCUCUCUCAAGUAAAAUAUGUCCUUCACGUGGAACCACUGGGACAGUUUUCCUGGAAUAUGGAUUCGUUUUGGACGGAUAAUGUUGGACAGCGCUAUGCAGUAGAGAAAGAACACAAACAUGCAACCUUAGACUCACUUCUGUCUGUGCCAGACGUCGGAAUCAUGGGACGGGAAGCUACGCGUCGUACUACCGAAACUGGUAUUAUUUAUGGAAACAAUACCACAGCACUCACCCGACCACCCUCCCCACAAGGAACCGCAUCAAACUAUACAUGGCCUGAAUGUGAAAUCCCCAUGGUUCUGGUUGGCUGCUAUGGGCAUGGUCAUGGCAGUUUUAACAAUGGCUGCAGUAUGGACGAUAAUGAAGCUUGGAAGAACUAUGAUGAAGAAGAUCAGAUUGCUAGAUGA
Molecule: messenger RNA, 768 nt
Organism: Cooperia oncophora
Lineage: Eukaryota; Metazoa; Nematoda; Chromadorea; Rhabditida; Trichostrongylidae
Source: the annotation of a GenBank genome assembly